AUGUCUCAUUUGGACCUAACCGGUUGCAAGAAGAGAAAAAGAGGAGAGAGGGUUUUUAAGUUCAAGAGCUUUGGGGAGCAUGGCUACCCGGCCGAAUUCGUGGGGGCCUUCAGAGAAAAUGUGAAGGGGUUGCUUGAAUUUGGGCAUUUGGAGAACAAUUUGUGCGCUACCGGCAUGCCAUGUUGGUCCUUUCAGCUAGAAGUUCAUCGCCACCCUCCCCUUCAUCUCCUCCUCUUCGUCGUAGAAGAGCCUAUUGAUGCCUCCAAUAGUACCACUUCUCGUUGCAACCAAUGCCAAUACGUCGGUUGGGGGAACGACAUGAUUUGCAAUAAGAAGUAUCAUUUUGUGCUGCCCUCGAAGGAAUCAAUGGUGGCAGCUUGUUUGAAUAGCAAAGGAGGAGGAGGGAGUAGUAAUUAUAGCGGUAAUAAGUCCAACAUUUUUGUGGAGUCAAGGGGCCAUGUCAUGCAUGGUGUGUUUCACUCCAAUGGCUUCGGCCAUUUGCUGUGCGUCAAUGGGCUCGAAACUGGUUCCGACUUGGCUGGUCACCACAUCCUUGAGUUUUGGGAUCGUUUGUGCACCGGCUUACGUGCAAGGAAAGUGAGUCUAAAGGACGUUGCCCAAAAGAAAGGCAUGGAGCUGAGGUUAACCCAUGGAGUGGCUUAUGGCGAGUCGUGGUUUGGAAGGUGGGGCUACAAGUUUGGCCGAGGAACCUAUUGUGUCACACAACUCAUGUACCAAAGAGCCCUUGAAGCCCUACGAGGCAUACCCUUAACACUUGUUAUCCACCAUUUAUGCACUUCGAGCCGGGACCUACCUCUAAUCAUCUCAAGGUAUCAAACACUUUCUGACCAUACUUUGACCACACUAGGCGACCUAUUCCAUUUCAUGUUAGAGCUCAAGUCUCGCCUCCCCAACGAAACUUCCAACACGGAGUCUUACAGCCCUGGAAUCUUGGUCGAAACGACAUGUCGUUGGUCUCCAAAAAGAGUCGAAAUGGCCACUAGGGUUAUCGUGGAAGCCUUGAAAAGAGCUCAGUUCAGGUGGGUUUCCAGGCAACAAGUCAGGGACGCCGCUCGUAACUACAUUGGAGACACUGGCUUAUUAGAUUUUGUUCUUAAAUCGCUUGGUAAUCAAAUUGUUGGGAAUUACUUGGUUAGACGAAGCUUAAACCCUGUCACAAAAGUUCUUGAGUAUUGCUUAGAAGACAUUUCGAACGUGUUUCAUGAUCAUCAUCAUCACGAAUGUAACGAUAAAAUGAAGUAUUCAAGGUACAAGAUCACAAGGUUUCAGCUCAUGAAGGACAUGUUCUAUUUGUACAAGUACAUUCUCAAAGACCAUAACAAUAUAAUUUGCUCCAAUGGAGGAGGGAGUAUUCUUUCAGCAAUUCCAGUGGCCGUAAGGAUUGUACUUGAUACUAAGUAUCUUAUCAAAGAGUACCACGAAGAUUUUUCUUCGAAACUGGAGUUGGGUUCGGAAGGAAAGUUUAACUUGUGCUGUACAGUUGUGUUGAAAGACAGUCAAAGCGAUGAGGGUAACUUAUUGGUCAACAAGUCAAUGAUGCCAUUGCCUCCAUAUGAGUGUGUGACUGUAAAAAACAAUGCCACGGUGGAUGAGUUGAAGCUUGAGGUGGAAAAGAACUUCAAAGAGAUUUAUUGGAGCUUGAGUAGCUUAGUUGUGGAUUCUAUUCAUAAUUUGAAUACAAAGGGAACCGAUUUGGCUCUUGGGGUGGUUUCUGAAGUUGGUCAGAAACUAAUUUUUGGUGGGAGUAUUAUUAGUAACAAAGAUGGUGGUAAUAAUAAUACUAAUUGUGAUGAUAUCAUUAAUUAUGAUAAUAAAGAAAGUGUUAUGGAUUGUCUUUGCGGGGCCAAAGAUGAUGAUGGAGAAAGAAGGGUAUCGUGUGACAUUUGUGAGACUUGGCAACAUACUCGUUGUGUUGGGAUUCCUAAUAGUGAACAUGUGCCACAUGUGUUUAUCUGCAGCCGAUGCGAGCAAGAGCUCGUUUUGUUGCCCAAUACUCUUCCUUAA
Messenger RNA from Humulus lupulus (European hop), 2025 nucleotides. RefSeq names its product PHD finger protein MALE STERILITY 1. The transcript is spliced from 5 exons. NCBI's taxonomy places the organism in Eukaryota, Viridiplantae, Streptophyta, Magnoliopsida, Rosales, Cannabaceae. The coding region runs from base 1 to 2025 and encodes 674 amino acids. The record is from RefSeq and is a predicted model, not a curated record.